Molecule: messenger RNA, 687 nt
Organism: Lymnaea stagnalis (great pond snail)
Lineage: Eukaryota; Metazoa; Mollusca; Gastropoda; Lymnaeidae
Source: the annotation of a GenBank genome assembly
GCCCUCAUCGCUCCCGUCAUUGUCUUCACCAACUUCAUGCUCAUCGCCGCCAUCCUCCUGUACCCCGGGGGGCUGAUGAACACGACCAUCUACAUCAUGAGCCUCGCCAUCGCCGGCCUCAUCCUCGGCGGCAUCAACCUGCCCGUCGCCGUGCUGAUCCACGAGUUCAUCAUGGAGUACCGGUACCUCUGCGUCGUCUGGAUCACAAGCGUCAACGCCGUGCUGUGCGGCAUCAACUACACCAUCCUGAUGCUGUCCGUCGACCGGUACAUAGCCGUCAUGUCGCCGCUGGUGUACCGCAACUUCAUGACCCUGGAGAACACGGGCGCCGCCGUGAACCUCAUCUGGCUCGGGGUCAUCAUGCUGUCGACCCUGCCCAUCAUGCGCUGGAGCACGCUGCUGCUGUACCAGCGGGACAAGCACUGCUACCACUACUUCAUCCUGGCCCCGAACUUCGUGUACUGGACGACCGUCGUGACGAUGCCGAUGUGCCUGGGGCUGGCCCUCGUGCUCUACGUCCUCACUUUCGUCCGACUCGCCAGAGACGACAAGAGGCAGGCGCAGAGCCGGAGGACUAGCAUGUACAGCGCCGACGCGUCCGCGCUAUUCCUGCAGCGGGUUUCCAGCGUGAAGAUGGCUUUCAGUUUCACGGUGGUGUACAUCGUCUUAUGGCUGCCUUACUUUGUG